Molecule: messenger RNA, 1075 nt
Organism: Clarias gariepinus (North African catfish)
Lineage: Eukaryota; Metazoa; Chordata; Actinopteri; Siluriformes; Clariidae
Exons: 3
Coding region: 43-831 (262 amino acids)
Source: RefSeq, a predicted model, not a curated record
GGUUCUGACACACCGACGAUUGUGAAGGACAAACUGAACCAGAUGCUACACAGUAUCCUGUUCUUAGGUAAUAUUCAUCCUGCACAGUACAACCCAAAAGACAUCUUUGCUGAGACAGAAGUAUUUAAGAAAACUAUGGAUGAUUUCCCAGCAUCAUUUAAAUAUUACCAAACCCAUGUGGCUAAACGCACACCUUUCUCCUACUUUCUGGAACUGGUCACAAUAUGCUAUGACGAAAACAAUGAAAACAUGGUAAAGGGAAAGCUGUGUGAAAUAUUACGUGGUUGUAAAAAAUCAGGUGAUCAAUACCCUCUGAUUUCAGUUGUUAUAUGCAUCUGUGAGAGAGGAGAGUCGAGAUACUAUGGAGCAUCUCUGUCCUGUGAAAGUGAUCGAGAGAGAGAGAUCAUGACUAGCGUGUCCUGUCUGCAUGUUUGGGAUCGCUUGGUUUCCUUUGCUGUGAUGUCUGUGUUUUCUGCGGACCCUGGAGGAGUACGUACAAUCCAAUUCCAGUGUCAGUGUAGAGCGUAUGCACUGGAGAACAUGGAACAAGAGAAACCACCUUGUGGGCGCUGCAGUCAGCUUUAUUCUCUCCCUAAUCCUGAUCCUGAAGACAUAGACUUUCGAAAUCCUGCUGGUAACUGUGCUGAGACAGAGGCAAUAAGUAACCUUCUCCUUCAAAAAAACAGUGGUGUCAUCACUGAAGGUGUUUAUGAACACCAGGUGAUUGAGGAAGUAAUGACAGCUUGCUUUAAUAGAAACAUAAAUGAGAUUAUGGAAAAACGGGGCAGGGGAAAUCGGAAUGAGUAUAACAUCAAUACAUUCUAUCCCUGAAAGCCUGUGAUUGUCUAAAUGAAUUAUCCUGGAUUAUGCAGCUUUUGCCUUUAAAGCUCUGUGAUCUUAAAUCUGUAUGAUGAUGUAUGUUUAUUAUACUGAAUUAGGCAGAACCUUUUCUUUGUCACCUCUGAUAUUUGCCACUUAAACACAUCAAAUAAUGCAUGUUUAUAAGAUUAUACAAUUAUGAAAAAAACAGCAUUUAUUUAAGCAUUUUGAUUGCAUUAAAUAAAGCAUGACUGAU